Molecule: messenger RNA, 723 nt
Organism: Mitosporidium daphniae
Lineage: Eukaryota; Fungi; Microsporidia
Product: peptide chain release factor 1
Exons: 2
Coding region: 1-723 (240 amino acids)
Biological process (GO): translational termination
Source: RefSeq, a predicted model, not a curated record
AUGUGGCUGAUUUCACCGCUUUCGGUUUGGGGAAAGUCUAGAUUUUAUGCUUUGAAAAGGAAAGCAAUAGAACUUCCUUCUUUCAUAUUUGAGCUGUCGCAGCAAGAAAACAAGCUGUGUGAAGAGGGAAAGUUUUCCGCUCUGUGGACCGUAGCUUGUCGCUUCCACAAGGAGCACAAGAUGCUAAGUAAAAAUACAAAUUUGGAAGAUUGCGGUGAAAUAUACGCACGUAUAGCCGAAAUAUCUCCAUUUUCGAGGUGUUUUGAGGAUUGGACAAAGCUCCAAAAGCUAAAUGAGUUGGAAAGUAAUCUCACAAGCUUGUUUUUGAAAAAUCAAGCUUUCAAUGACGACGCUGACGACCCCUCCUCGCCAUCCAAUGCCAUUCUGGAGAUCAGAGCAGGCACAGGUGGCACGGAAGCAUCUUUGUUUACUUUGGAGCUGUGGAUAAUGUACCAAAAAUAUGCCCAGCUGCAAGGCUGGACAUUCAAACCGCUUUCUAACUCGCAAGAGGAAUCUUCGACGGGCCUCCGCGAAGGCUGUGCCUCUGUUAUUGGCCCGGGUGCCUUUAACAAGCUAAAAUUUGAAGGGRGUGUGCAUCGUGUUCAAAGGGUCCCAGUUACCGACAGCUGUGGAAGGAUGCAUACAAGUACGGCAACUGUAGCCGUAUUCAACGGCUCUGAAGCCGGAUCUGAAGAACUAGUAACCUUUUUCGGUUUUUCUUAG